Molecule: messenger RNA, 2027 nt
Organism: Bipolaris sorokiniana ND90Pr
Lineage: Eukaryota; Fungi; Ascomycota; Dothideomycetes; Pleosporales; Pleosporaceae
Exons: 4
Coding region: 187-1953 (588 amino acids)
Biological process (GO): amino acid transmembrane export from vacuole
Source: RefSeq, a predicted model, not a curated record
CCCGCAAAAAGCAUAGAGCCCGCCUUGCCCACUUAACCCGUCAUCGGAACCUCUCGGAUCGCCAUCAUCAUUGCUAUCGUGCAAAAAAAACACGCCCAAAUGUGAUCUGUUUACCAAUUGCAUCCCUAGCCCAAACAAAUAAACAACAAACAAAAAGAGUUGGGCCAAAGUGAAGGAAAAGAGAAAAUGUCUUUCUCAGAUGAUGGCAACGACAUGGAAGAGUGGGCAGACCAAUCGUCUACGCAAAAGCGCUACGAAGGCGAAGACACCAGUCCAACCACACCCCGUGAAUUAAAGGGCUGGUACGCGUAUCCUAUCGCUGCUGAAGUUUUCGCUGUAGUAGCAGUCGGUGCCUUCCUCCCCGUCCUCCUCGAGCAACUCGCCCGCGAAAACGGCGUCUUCUUCUCCGACCCCUCACGGCCAUGCGUCUCUCAUUCCACCUCUUCUCGCCGCUCCAGCGAGGGCGAGAAAGCCGCAGCACCAGCUUCCUCAGAGCAGUGCAUGGUAACCUACCUCGGCAUGCAAAUGUCAACGAGUAGCCUCGCGCUGUACACGUCGAGUGCGGCGGUGCUGCUGCAGGCGCUGGUGUUGGUGUGUUUGAGCAGUUUUGCGGAUUAUGGUCCAUAUCGCAAGAAGAUGCUCAUGAUAACAUCCUAUACCGGCUCAGUAGCGAGUUGCCUAUUCAUUUUCAUCUCCCCGGCGUUGUACCAACUCGCUCCUAUCCUGGUGAUCAUUGGCGUGGCGUGUUUGGGGUGUUCGUUUGUGCUGCUCAACGCGUUUUUACCGUUACUAGUAGCAAAUUAUCCAGAUAAUAAUAACGCUGCUGCUGGAAAGCCAUUGUCAGAAGACGAUGAUUCAGCCGUUGAACUUGACAGUCUGAAUGCAGAUCACGAAGCAGCGGCGUCACGCAGGGAGGAUGCAGAGAAGCUGGCACGCGACCUGGAGCGCUCUGCGCAGAUAAGUUCGAAAGGAGUGGGAUACGGAUACAUGGCUGCUGUCUUCGUCGAGAUACUAGCUAUCCUCAUCAUCUUCAUCUUCAGCAAGACGUCAUUGUCGAAAACCUCGCCUACCCUCUCCAUCCGCGUCGUGCUCUUCAUGGUCGGCCUCUGGUGGGCCAUCUUCUCCAUCCCGACCCUACUCUGGCUGCGCGAACGCCCGGGACCCCCUUUACCCACACAGCAGCACUCCAGCAUCUCCGCCUCGUCAUCCAAACUCCGCACCUUCAUCUUCUACACAUCCUUCUCCCUCAAAAGCUUCUGGGCCACCCUCAAAAAAGCAGUCCGCCUCCGCCAAACCCUCAUCUUCCUCAUCUCCUGGUUCCUCCUCUCCGACGCCGUAGCCACAAUCUCGGGCACCGCCGUGCUCUUUGCGAAAACAGAACUGCACAUGAGUACUAUUGCCAUUGCCCUCUUAUCCAUCACCUCCAUCGGCUCCGGCAUCAUCGGCGCCUUCGCCUGGCCACGCAUCCAGCGCCACUACUCCCUACAGCCGAAAACCGUGCUGUUGUGCUGCGUAGCGGGUAUGGAAAUCAUCCCUUUGUACGGCCUGCUCGGCUACAUCCCCUUAUUCCAGCGGCUAGGCUUCAUAGGCUUGCAGCAGGCGUGGGAGAUUUAUCCCAUAGCGGUCUUACACGGCAUCGUCAUGGGCGGGAUAUCGUCGUACGCGCGGUCCGUAUUUGCGCCGCUGAUCCCUGAGGGUAGCGAAGCGGCGUUUUUCGCACUCUAUGCCGUCACGGAUAAGGGGAGUAGUGCUGUCGGGCCGACGCUCGUGGGUCGUAUUACGGAUAAUGCGGGGACAAUUCGUCCCGCGUUCAUCUUCUUGGCUGUCCUGGUUAUGCUGCCUGCGCCGUUAUUGUGGCGGCUGGAUGUUGAGAAGGGGCGGGAGGAUGCGAGGGCUAUGGCGGAGGGAGACGCCAAGGGACGCGGGAGGUACGAGAGAGUCCGGAAUGAGUGAUCUGAGCCGAAAGGUUCGAGGGCCUUCGGCGAAAGGGGGGUUAUAUGAUAUGAAUUUUGUACGCCUCAAGUGGC